Messenger RNA from Notolabrus celidotus (New Zealand spotty), 1784 nucleotides. RefSeq names its product transmembrane and coiled-coil domains 6 (gene tmco6). NCBI's taxonomy places the organism in Eukaryota, Metazoa, Chordata, Actinopteri, Labriformes, Labridae. Gene Ontology annotation, molecular function: protein binding. The coding region runs from base 164 to 1651 and encodes 495 amino acids. The record is from RefSeq and is a predicted model, not a curated record. The transcript has 12 exons.
UGGUGCUGCAGCAGUUUGCUGAGGGUCAAUCACAAACACAGAAGAAGAGGAACCUAAAGUUCGCCCCCAUGGCGUCUGAGAUGUCUUCCUCCUCCAUGUAUUAAUAAACAACCAACAUUACUUUUAUCUGUACACUGUAAGUUAUUGACCUCGUUAUAACCAGAUGUGGAGAUUGGACACAGUUCGCCAUAAAGAUGGUCGACAUGUCAACAGCUUGGACGAGCUGCGAAUAAAGAGGCGAGAGCACGAGAAAGAGCUGAGACGGGCACGCAGAGAUAAUCAGCUUGUGAGCAAGAGACUCCUGCUGUAUGAAGAUGAGGACCUGUCAGAGAUCCCCAUGGAAAGUGACUUGGGAGAGCAGGACGUGGUCAGUUUGGUCCACAAACUUCAACACAGCGGGCCAGAGAGAGAGGUUCACCUGAAGGCCUUGAGUAAAGCUCUCCGGGACCCCUCAGCCCAGCUAACUUUCAUCAAGCAGGAGAACAGCAUGCAUCUUCUGGUUGGUUUCCUCACUGGCUCCAAUGCCACAUGCCGUCUGCAGGCUGUCCGCUGUCUUCAUGAGUUGUCUCAUUCGCCCCACACAAACAUAGCACCAGCAUGUCUGCCUGCCACCCCUUACCUGCUCACCUACCUGUCUGGCCAGAGCACCAAGUUCACUGAGCUGUGUCUCUACACGCUGGGUAACUUGUGCCCAGAAAGUGAUGUUGUAAAAGAGAAACUCCUUGCUCAGGGAAUCAUACCAGCUUUGGCCAACUGCAUAGAGAGCCAGAGACAUAAUCUGGCAGUGGUGGAAGCUGCAGGCUUUGCUCUCUCUCAGCUUCUCCAGGACAAAGAUGCAGCAGGGAAAAUAACCCCAAUGAUCCUGGCAUCCAGCUUACCUUCAGCUCUAUUAUCAGUCCUAACUCCUGACCCAAACUUUGGCCUGGCACCUGCCAUCGAGUGUGCAUGGUGUCUGCACUACCUCACAUGCAGCAUGGAGGAUAGCAGAGUGCUGUGGUCUCAUGCAGCCCUGUCAAAGUGCAGUUCCCUGUUAAUGUCAGUGGGUGGUGCUGUGUCUGAAGGAAACAAAGAAGACAGAAUAGAGCUGCUCAUCUGUCCUCUGCUGAGGUGUGUGGGAAAUCUCUCCUCUUGCUCUGUGGAAGACCUGGACUCUCAAGUGGGUGAUGCUCGCAUCGUGGUGACUUUGUGCACGCUCCUUCAAGCUUUCAUGCAGACUCAGCCAGCCUUGGCCAGAGAGAGCGCCUGGGUCCUCAACAACCUCACAGCUCACUCCGAUGCUUUCUGCUCCUCUCUGCUGACUCUAAACCUGAUCCCCGGACUGAUUCAGCUCCUCCCUUUCUCUCAGGGCAUAAAUACCAUGAUCCUGAGGAUUCUAGCUAACAUUGCCCACAAGAAGCAGGAGUUCUGUGUCCAGCUGGCCCAUCUUGGAUUGCUGACUGCACUGUGUGCCACACUAAAGAUGGCUGACAAAGCCAUAGUGACCCUGAGUAUGGAUGUCCUGUUCCUGCUGGUAGUAAGUGGUCCACAGGUGGCACAGGAGUUUGUGAGGCAAGACGGACUUUCACUGUUGGAAGCUCUUCAGUACAACAGUGAAGAGAAAAUUAGACAAAGAGCAAUGUAUCUUCUGGAGAACCACCUAUCGUCAUCCUAAUGUUCUAGCAUUGAUCAAACAUGAGUUUAGUUUUGAUGAUCAGCACAUGGGCUUUUUAAUGACAAAUGUAACAUAUUUGACUGUGGGACCUUCUUUACUCUGUGUUAUGUAAUAAAGUCUGCAUUAAUUUAAA